This is a messenger RNA of Ectocarpus siliculosus, 951 nucleotides long. Lineage: Eukaryota; Phaeophyceae; Ectocarpales; Ectocarpaceae. The record is from the annotation of a GenBank genome assembly.
AUGUGCUGGAGAGAGACGAUGGCAAAGACUGCCACUUUGGGAAGAGACCCUGCAGCAGCGCGAUGCCGACGAAAGCGAAGCCGAAAACGAAUACCCACCACUGCACCACCACCAACAGCCGUGGCGUCUUGGCGACAUCCCCCCCUCGACGCGCUUCCGCGUAACCCCCUGCUUGUUGCGUUGGUGGUGGUGGCACUGCUGGGGUCCGUCGCGGACGCCGGAGGCGGCAGCGGUAAUAGGGGUAGUGAAAGCAGCGUGCCGUGGUGGUAUCCUUCGAGGGACUGGGGACUGCCUUCCGAUGCCGUCGGCAGCGGCGGGGGCGAGGCGGGAGGGGGCGGGGGUUGGACGGGGCUGGGGGUCCCCCGACGACGAUUCAGGGAGGAGGCGAAGCUAGCCGAAGAGUUCGUUGCGAGUUGGGUGGCGUCUGGCCUGGCGGAGGAAGAGGAGCGGCGAGGGGGCUCCGUGGUGAUGCCCGCGUGCGACGUGCUCGAAGCGGGCAACCACACCCUCAGGAGGCUUGGCGCGAGCGUGGAUAGAUGCGCCUCGCCGUACUACGCCCUGCCCGAGAUUCACCCCAGCCAACUGGUGUAUACCGAGGUUGACCCCGCAGAAGCAGCGGAGAAGCGGGAGAGGGAAGAGCGAGCAGCGGCUCGCCGCAAGAAGAGGCAACAAGAAGCCAAGAAGAACAACAGUAAGGCAGGGGGGAGCGCAGGGCAGUCCUCGGGUGAUGGGGAAGAAGACCACGGGGACGACGAGGAGGAGGAGGAUAACUUUCUAGGAAUUUUCCUCUUUCUCAAGGGGGACUUCUUCAGCGUGGAGCUAGAGAACGCCCUCACCUCCAUCAUGCCGGCGUACCCACGCGCCUGGGUCGUCAAGGCUAAUGCUCCGUCAUUUUUGAGUACGACCUGCACACGUUCCCGCAGCUGCUUCUCUUCCGGAACGGGCACCUGA